CUUUACAAUCAUUCAAUAAUUUGAUGGUCUUUUUACAGCUCCCAGACCCAUGAAAAUCUCCAACACCCCCAACAACUCCAGCACCAUCACUGGCUUCAUCCUCCUGGGCUUCUCUUGCCCCAAGGAGGGACAGAUCCUCCUCUUUGUGCUCUUCUCUGGUGUCUACCUCCUGACCCUCAUGGGCAAUGGUUCUAUCAUCUGUGCUGUGCACUGGGAUCAGAGACUCCACACCCCCAUGUACAUCCUGCUCGCCAACUUCUCCUUCCUAGAGAUCUGGUAUGUCACCUCCACUGUCCCCAACAUGUUGGCCAACUUCCUCUCGGACAACAAGGUCAUCUCCUUCUCUUGGUGCUUUCUCCAGUUCUACUUUUUCUUCUCCUUGGGUUCUACAGAAUGCCUUUUCUUGGGUAUUAUGGCAUUUGAUCGAUACCUUGCCAUCUGCCGGCCUCUACAUUACCCUACUCUUAUGACUGGCCGUCUCUGCAUCAAUCUUGUGAUCAGCUGCUGGGUGCUUGGUUUCCUCUGGUUCUUGAUUCCCAUCAUCAUCACCUCCCAAAUGUCUUUCUGUGGAUCCAGGAUUAUUGACCACAUUCUAUGUGACCCGGGUCCUCUUCUAGUACUCACUUGCCAAAAAGCUCCUGUGAUGGAGCUUGUCUUCUCCACUUUAAGUCCUCUGCCUCUCAUCAUUACCUUUCUCUUCAUCAUGGGGUCCUAUGCUCUGGUUCUGAGAGCUGUACUGAAAGUCCCUUCAGCAGCUGGACGAAGAAAAGCUUUCUCCACCUGUGGGUCCCAUCUGGCUGUGGUUUCAUUGUUCUGUGGUUCAGUACUGGUCAUGUAUGGGAGCCCAACAUCUGAGCAUGAAGCUGGAAUGCAGAAGAUUGUGACUCUGUUUUAUUCUGUUGUGACUCCACUUCUUAACCCUGUGAUAUAUAGUCUUAGGAACAAAGAUAUGAAAAAGGCCCUUAAGAAAUUUCUGAGACUAUAA
Messenger RNA from Balaenoptera acutorostrata (minke whale), 985 nucleotides. RefSeq names its product olfactory receptor 11G2-like. The record is from RefSeq and is a predicted model, not a curated record. Gene Ontology annotation, molecular function: G protein-coupled receptor activity; olfactory receptor activity. Lineage: Eukaryota; Metazoa; Chordata; Mammalia; Artiodactyla; Balaenopteridae. Bases 50 to 985 code for a protein of 311 amino acids. Gene Ontology annotation, biological process: G protein-coupled receptor signaling pathway. The transcript has a single exon. Gene Ontology annotation, cellular component: membrane.